Entamoeba dispar SAW760 is the source of this 1464-nucleotide messenger RNA. RefSeq lists its product as uncharacterized. The record is from RefSeq and is a predicted model, not a curated record. The transcript is spliced from 2 exons. NCBI's taxonomy places the organism in Eukaryota, Evosea, Mastigamoebida, Endamoebidae. The coding region runs from base 1 to 1464 and encodes 487 amino acids.
AUGUCAGAAGAAUUGAAAAUCAGUGUUGAAUCAUUAAGACCUGCACUGUUUGAAGGAUGGGGAAAGAAGCAAGGAGGAUCUGUAAAGACAUGGAAAAAAAGAUGGUUUGUAUUAAAAGAAAAUCGGUUAUGGUAUUUUGCUUCUAAAACAGCUGAAGAAGCAAAAGGAUUUAUUGAAUUACCUCCAGGAACAGAAACAAGAGAUGUAUCACAAAAUAAAAAGUUUAUGUUUUCUAUUAAUUCAAGAAACACAAAAGGGUCUCGUGUAUUUUAUAUUGUUACAGAAAAUUCUGUUGAUCAUGCUACUUUCUUUGAUGCUGUAAGAAAAGUAUUAACUAAACCUUCUCCUUCUUCAAAUACUUCUUCUAUCCCUACUGCUCAAUCAACAACUCCUAUUAAUGUCCCUAAAGUUGAAAAUCAAUUUACUUUACAAGGAAACAAUUCUACAACUGGUCCUUCUACUUCAACUCAACCAGCCACUGCAACAAUCCCACCAAUGGCAGAUACUGUAAAAUAUUCCAAAAUUCACUUCAACCAAAAAUGUGAUGGAAGAAAGAAUAUUAACAAAAUUAAAGCUAAAAUAUCUUGGCUACAAGUUGAAGGAGAAAACGUUGUUGAAUUUUGGAAAUAUUGGAUGGACUCUACUCCUCAAUCAGAUGCUCUUGAAGUUGGUCAAUCAAUUCAAUUUAUGCUUGUUGUAUCAGGAAAUACUGAAAAAUUAAGUUGGAGAGUAUUUGGACCUCAAGGUGCUUUAAUUCAAAAUAUGGUAGAUUUCUUUUGGAAUGUUGGUGCACCUGAUGAGGAAAUUGAUCAUUUAAAUAAUUUAGGAUGUCAAAUUAAUCCAUCUGAAAUUGGUUCUUGGAUUGAUAUGAGUGUAAUGAAUGGUAUGGAUGGAGGAUGGUUCUUUAAAGGUGAUUUGGUUUGUGAUGUUAUUAGAGACACUGCUGAUAAAUGUGAAUAUGCUGAACGACUUAUUACAUGGGCUAAAGAACAUGGAUUAAAUUAUCUUUGUCAAAUGGGAAGAGAUAUGGGAGCAACACCACCUAGACAAUCAGAAUUUAGAUUUAAAUUGGAUGGUGUUAUUUCAUCAAGAAUGGACAAAGUACAUUCUGCAUUUACUACAUUUGGAUUCCCACCAAUACCUGUUAACGUUGUAGAAAUAUUAACCAAUUUACCUCCAGUUUAUACAUAUUUCUAUUUAUGUGUCAUAGUUAGUUCAGAAGGAUUUGUUAAAAUAAGUGUAUUAGUUCCAGCACCUAAACAAGAUGUUGUUGAUGCAUUCUUAUUUGCAAUGAGCGAUGUCAAAGAUACCCAUAUUGCACUUCACAAAGAUAUUACAAAUACUUUAGGAAACACUCCAUUAUUCGUAGAAUAUUGUUAUCUCAAUCCUGGUUAUGGGUAUGAAGUAUACAAAGAAGGGGCAGAUGUACUCGUACAUUAUAAUCUCGGUUCAGAAUCACGAUAA